Messenger RNA from Hevea brasiliensis (rubber tree), 1416 nucleotides. RefSeq lists its product as uncharacterized. Bases 1 to 1416 code for a protein of 471 amino acids. NCBI's taxonomy places the organism in Eukaryota, Viridiplantae, Streptophyta, Magnoliopsida, Malpighiales, Euphorbiaceae. The record is from RefSeq and is a predicted model, not a curated record. The transcript has 3 exons.
AUGGCUCUUGAUAAGAGUUGGAUGGGAAUUGAGAAUAGAAAGGACCCUAGAUAUAUUCAUGGAGUUGAAGGUUUUCUGACAUAUGCAUUUAGGCAUGAAUCAAUAGAAGAUGCGAUUUCAUGUCCUUGCUUAAAAUGUAGAAAUGUCGAUUACAAGCAGAAAUUUGAGGUUAGGUACCAUUUGUUAAAGGAUGGAAUUCUCAAAUCUUAUACCAUUUGGUAUUUCCAUGGAGAGUCUCUAAAUGAAGAUGUUGACAUCAAUGAUGAUCCAAUUGUUAAUGAUGAUCAAGACUUUGAUGAUGAUAUCAUCGCAUUAGUGAAUGACAUAUAUGGCGGUUCUAAUGUCAACAUUGGAAUGGAUUCUAAUGAAGCGGUUGGAGAGGAACCUAAAGGGUAUGCUGCCAUGUUUUACCAUCUAUUAAGGGAAGCUAAGGAAAAGUUACAUCCAGAAUGUGAGCUCUCAAAAUUGGCUGCUAUAGUGAAGUUACUUCACAUGAAGAGUUUUCAUCGAUGGACCAACAGAUCAUUUGAUGAUUUGCUUGGUUUAUUAAGGGAGCUUAUUCCAAAUGGAAAGCAAAAUUUUCCAAAAUCAUACAGUAGUGCUCGAAAGUGGAAGUCUGAUGAAGGGAAGAACAAGAGGAAAAAAACUCCAUAUAAAGUGCUACGAUACUUCCCUUUAAAACCAAGGUUGCAGAAGUUGUUUAUGUCUAGUCAAGUAGCAUCUGAUAUGCGAUGGCAUAAGGAAAAAAGGAUAAAUGAUGGAAUUAUGAGGCACCCUGCUGAUAGUCUUGCAUGGAAGUCUUUUAAUGAACAAUAUGGCUCAUUUGCAAGUGAUGCUCGUAAUGUUAAACUCGGAUUGGCAACUGAUGCUUAUGGAGAUUUAUCAGGGUGGUCAACAAAAGGUUACAAGGCUUGUCCUGCUUGCCACAAAUAUACUAGUGCAAAACACCUUGCUUGUUCAAAGAAAAUGUGCUAUAUGGAUCAUAGAAGGUUUUUGCCUCCUAGUCAUAAAUGGCGUAAGGACACUAAGUCCUUCAAUGGCUUUAGAGAGACAAGAGCAAUUCCAAAACCACUGUCAGGUGAUGAGGUGUUAAUGGAGCUUGAAACUUUCACUCAAAUGCCAUUUAAUAGAGGUAUCAAAAGGAAGUAUGAUGCUUCAAAUAGUUUUGAGAAUUGGAGGAAGAAGAGUAUCUUUUUUCAGUUACCCUAUUGGAAGACACUUCUUAUUCGGCAUAAUCUGGAUGUGAUGCACAUUGAAAAGAAUGUGUGUGAUAAUGUGUUAGAAACUAUAAUGAACAUCAAAGGAAAGACGAAAGAUAAUUUGAAUAGCCGUUAUGAUUUGGUGAGUAUGGACAUUAGACACGAGCUUCACCCAAUUGUGAAUGGAAAUAAUGUUUGUAUUCUAUUGUUUCUAUGA